Molecule: messenger RNA, 336 nt
Organism: Nematocida minor
Lineage: Eukaryota; Fungi; Microsporidia
Product: bud site selection protein 31
Exons: 1
Coding region: 1-336 (111 amino acids)
Biological process (GO): mRNA splicing, via spliceosome
Cellular component (GO): spliceosomal complex; nucleus
Source: RefSeq, a predicted model, not a curated record
AUGAAUAAUUUUCAAAAAGCAUUAAAAAUAGCAGUGUACAGCAGUAAAGGAGAAAAAAGAGAGCAUAGACAGGCAGAAGUCCUGAAAAUAACAAGAGAAAGAACGGGCUAUGUGUACAAUCUGUUCCUGUCAAAUAGAAUAACACGGAAAGAGAUGGGAGAGCACAUAAGAAAAGGAGAGGCAGACUUUUCACUUAUCCAGCACUGGAGGAAAGAAAAGACAAAAGAAAGGCUGUGCUGCUUGCUGUGCAUAAGAAAAGGAAAGAGGUGUGUGUGCAGAAAAGUCAAAGGCAUUGAGUGCAGCAACUGUCUAUGCAGGGGAGAGUGCAUGGGAUAG